AUGAAUUCAUUUUUUAUUCGUUCUGGGGCGUGGGGCCCCCGUGUCAGUGGCCAGGGGGCCUUAGCGGUUACGGGCGCGGGGGAUACGAGUGCUGGGCGAUGCGAGCGCCCGACCCAGGAGAGGGUCCAGCGGCGCAGACGGGCGCCGGCGCCGGGCGACGACCGGGACCGCGGCGAGGGUGGCCGGAAUGGGGCGGCGCCCCGGCGAUGCGAAGGCGGGCGGGCACGACGGCCGCUGCGGUCGUGCGCGCACGGGGGAGGAAAGUGGGGCGCGAGCAGGCUGGAGGGCACGCCGGCGCGGCAGCGCAACGGGAGCAGAGGCGGGAGGCGGGGCGCGCGAGGGGUCUGGCCGCAGCAGCAGCAGAACAGUAGCAGGCGGGAGGCGCGGGCCACGGCGGCGCUCGGCCACGCGAGCAGGGGAGCAGCGCGCGGCGGCGGUGCGUACAGGCUGCACGGGGGGCGAGGUUGCAGAGGAGCAGCAUCGGCAUAUCAGUACGCGGGCGCACGACCGGCGGGGCGUGGGGAAGAGAAGGAGGGGGUCCUCACGGGGGUUGUAGGGGAGUGGCAGCAGGGGCGCAAGGUGGAGACGAUGACGGCGUGA
Messenger RNA from Aegilops tauschii subsp. strangulata, 600 nucleotides. The record is from RefSeq and is a predicted model, not a curated record. Lineage: Eukaryota; Viridiplantae; Streptophyta; Magnoliopsida; Poales; Poaceae.